AUGUCUUAUGUGCCGGAAAAAGUUAUAUUUCUGACAUUAUUCUAUGCUAUAGUGGUAGUUAUCACAGAUUCCGUUUAUGGUAUUCCGGUACGUGAAUUUCAAAUAAUUACUGAUCCUGAAGCAGGAAUAGCUGCUGAUGGUGAACCAAUUGAUUUAUUAGUUUCAUCACGUUCCGGUGACAAACAAAAUGAUCAGCGAUUAUUUGGAACAUUUUCAGCUGCAGGAAGAAAUUAUGAAACUUCUGGUGAUAUUGUACAGGUAUUUCCAUAUCGAGCAUGUGAUAUUAAAAGAAAAGGCUAUGAUCGUACGCUUAUCGACCAUAUUGCCAUCGUAUUUUUCGAUGAUUUGGAACCAUUUAUUACUGGAUGUGUUUCAUUGGAUAAUCAAGUUCGUUUUGCUGAAAAAUCAGGCGCAGUUGGAUUGGUUGUCGGACCAGAAAGUCGCAUAGUAGCACAAAUUGAUAAGACACAACGUGGUCGUAUACCAGUUGUAAUGUUGGAUGAUUUAGAAACAAAACGAUUGAAAAAACAAUUAAACGAAGCAACACUUAGUGGUUCUGUAAUUCGAAUUGCUUUUGAAUACGUUGAUUUUGAACCACAGUAUGCUUUACGAUUACAGAUAUUUCGGCCGACGGUAUUAAAUAUUGGCUUAAUUAUACUGUUGAUAUUAUUAAUAAUGUUUAUCACUGGUUUGGUAUAUAUCAAAAUUCGAUGGAGGCCUACAACCCAUCGUGAUAUUUGGUUACGUACAUUAGCCCGAGCUGCAGUAAACAAAAUGGAAAUUCGAAAAUUUGAAAAAAAUGACAGUUUUGGCGUAAAUACCACUAAUAAAUUACACAAAAAGCGCUCAUUACUAUGCCUUCCAUCAAAACGACGUUACUUGCCAGUGUUUGGUUCACUUACAUCCGUUGCACGAAGUUAUAAUGGCCAGGAACGUUGCAGUAUUUGUUUGGAGGAAUAUAAGGAAGGGCAAGAAUUACGAGUGCUCUUCUGUGGACACGAAUUUCAUCCAAAAUGUGUCGAUCCAUGGUUACUUAGUAAUAGGCGUUGUCCAUUAUGUCAAUAUGAUGUUGUAUAUAAGGAAUAUCCUAAAACAGAAAGCAAAACGAAAAAUUAUCAAACAAAUUCUUUAUCAGUAUGGGAUUCACCGAAUGCUCCCAGUGUACCAUUAUUAUCAGUUUCAACAGAACAUAAUAAUACCGCGGUUGCUGCUAUUAAUACUAUUACCACUUCGAAUGGAUUGUUUACAGCUAUUCAUCAUACCUCCACAAAUGCUUAUAUGCAAAUACAACCUGAAAUUCAAACUUCAGUAGAAACGAGUAGCAGUAAUAAUACGAUUGAUUCUAGGAAAAGAUAUCAUCGUAGAGGAAUAAUGAAGAUGGAAAAUGCAAAUAAUUUUCAUCACUGUCUCGGUGCCAAUAGAUCAUCAUCGAUUAUUUGUCCUCAAAGUAAUAUCGUUGGAUGGGAUAAUAAUAGUCGAAAGCGAAAUCGGCGACAAAUGAUCAAUACAAGAUCAUCAUCAAGACAUUGCUUGCAAAAAAGAUCUCGAUCAUUGGGUGCACAUCAACGAAGCCAAGUUCAAAGGUUAUACAGACCAAUUUAUCCCAUGAAUUUAACCACCAAUGCUAGUAAAUCUUCCUCUUCCUCAUCAUCAUCAUCCUCUGCAUCAUCUUCUUGUUCUGCUAUUGCUGGUGCUGCUGGUAUCGCUGAUAUUUCGAUUACUUUGAAAGAAUUAUCACAACAAUCAAAGAAAACCUUGGAAACUAUAUCAGGUUACUCAUCAGAUAUAUCAUCAUUUCCGGAAGCAGAUCGGCCUAAAUCACCAGCAACAGCAGCUGCGAUAACGACCAUAUCUCGGCAUUAUUCUCCUACUGAAAAUAUGUCCAACAGACAAUCUCCGGAAUCUAACGAUAUGGCAGUAUUGCCUCAAGAGAAAGACCUCAUCAUGUUGUGUAUAUUAAAUAAACAAACAAAUAAACAAUCUAUAAACUGA
Messenger RNA from Brugia pahangi, 1992 nucleotides. NCBI's taxonomy places the organism in Eukaryota, Metazoa, Nematoda, Chromadorea, Rhabditida, Onchocercidae. The record is from the annotation of a GenBank genome assembly.